AUGGAGCUGGAGGCCGUCUCGUGGGCGCAGAGCAACUCGAAUUCCUCCUGCAACGGAAAUCCUAUUCAUGCGGGUAAUCUCCUCUCGCAUGCCCUUGCGUACGAUCUUCCUCUGGAAAUGUAAUUCUACGUCUUUCCGUGGCGGCUCCGUGGAGAUCGGGGCAUCUGGGUCCUCCUGUUUUCCCGCGCCGCCGCGGGAAUCUAGGUUACACCCUGCUGGACCAUGUCUUCGGAGACGUCGUACUUUUGGGAUCGGCUGAAUCUCAGUGGUAUGAUUGUCCUCCGUGGCUGCCUUUGCCUCGUCUUCCGCGUCUUCCGAUGGGCGCAGAGCCCGUUGCCGGUUGGAUUUUUUUUCUCAGUUUCAGUUAGAUACUUGAUCUAGGGUUUUGGAUCUCUGGAAUGUGGAGGUGGAGGCUUCACUCCGGUGCUUGGAGGACUCCCCUCCUGCGUUCUUCGGUUGGCUGGGCACACAUCGAUGA
Messenger RNA from Spirodela intermedia, 478 nucleotides. The record is from the annotation of a GenBank genome assembly. Lineage: Eukaryota; Viridiplantae; Streptophyta; Magnoliopsida; Alismatales; Araceae.